Molecule: messenger RNA, 966 nt
Organism: Chrysochloris asiatica (Cape golden mole)
Lineage: Eukaryota; Metazoa; Chordata; Mammalia; Afrosoricida; Chrysochloridae
Product: olfactory receptor 7G2-like
Exons: 3
Biological process (GO): G protein-coupled receptor signaling pathway
Cellular component (GO): membrane
Molecular function (GO): olfactory receptor activity; G protein-coupled receptor activity
Source: RefSeq, a predicted model, not a curated record
AUGGCCCGCUUUGCACAGAAACCUAGUGAUUUACACAGACACUCUGUCUUUCCAGAGGAUAGAACUUUUGUCUUUUACAUCCAGAGCAGAUGUCAGCCAUCAUAUCUCAGCGAUGUCAGCCAGAUAAUGUCUAUCUCCUGUGGUGAUGCUCAUGCUGGUGGUACUGGGACCAUACAUUUGAUUAUCUUGUUGCCUCAUCUGUCCAUCAGGUUCAUCAAUAUAGAGCUUGGAAACCAAACAGAUACUUCAAAAUGGAUUCUUCUGGGAUUGACAGAGGAUCCAGAACUGCAGUCUCUCAUCUUUAGCCUGUUCCUGAUCAUGUACCUGGUCACUGUCCUUGGGAAUUUGCUCAUUAUCCUGGUUGUCAGCUGUGACUCAUAUCUGCACACCCCUAUGUACUUCUUUCUCUCCAAUCUAUCUUUUACUGAUAUCUGUUUGAGCACAACCACCAUCCCAAAGAUGCUGGUGAACAUCCAGACACAGAAUCAGAGCAUCACUUACACAGGCUGUCUCAACCAGAUAUUCUUUGUUGUGGUUUUUGGUUAUUUUGAAAAUUUUCUUCUAGCAGCAAUGGCUUAUGACCGCUAUGUGGCCAUUUGUCACCCACUGAUGUACACAGUCAUCAUGAACCCCUACUUCUGUGGCCUGCUGAUUCUACUUUCUUUGUUCAUUAGUGUCGUGGCUGCCCUAAUCAACAGUCUGAUGGUUUUCAAUCUGUUGUUCUGUACGAACCUGAAAAUCCCUCAGUUCUUCUGUGACCUUCCUCAGAUCCUCAAGCUUGCCUGUUCCAGUACCCUCAUCAACAACAUCCUGAUAUAUUGCAAUGUUAAAUUUUCUCAAUUAUAUUUGGUGUUUCUGAGAUAUUUGAGCAUCGUCAGUGAAGAAAGCUUCAGUAAUAAUACAAGAAUCUUAGACACUGAUAAUCUCAAAAAUAAACAUCGUUCAUUGGAAGGACUUUGUACAAAG